Messenger RNA from Monoraphidium neglectum, 339 nucleotides. Its product is annotated as Glycine-rich RNA-binding protein. The record is from RefSeq and is a predicted model, not a curated record. The transcript has 4 exons. Bases 1 to 339 code for a protein of 112 amino acids. NCBI's taxonomy places the organism in Eukaryota, Viridiplantae, Chlorophyta, Chlorophyceae, Sphaeropleales, Selenastraceae. Gene Ontology annotation, molecular function: RNA binding.
AUGACACAGGAUGACCUCACCCAGCUCUUUGGCCAGUACGGCGAGGUGACCGACGCCUUCAUCCCCAACGACCGCGAGACCGGCCGCUCUCGCGGCUUCGGCUUCGUCACCAUGGGUGCCGACCAGGCCGCCGCGGCCAUGGGCGCCCUCAACAACCAGGAGUUCCAGGGCCGCACUAUCCGUGUGAACGAGGCCCAGACCCGCGAGGGCGGCGGUGGCGGCGGCCGCGGCGGCGGCGGCUACGGCGGUGGCCGUGGCGGCUACGGUGGUGGCGGCGGCGGCUGGGGCGGCGGUGGCGGCGGCGGUGGCUGGAACGGUGGCGGUGGCGGCGGCUACUAA